AUGGAAAAGGUCAAUACUAUUUAUCUGAACUCCAGUUAUAAGUUAGUGGCAAUCCAGAAAACGUACGGGAAAUAUUGCUACGUAGGAGAAGGACCAGGAAUGGCGGCUGAUAUGUUCUAUCGACAGAAUAUUAUGGCGCUCCUGGGUCCAGCCUGUUCGUAUGCUUUGGAACCCGUUGGAUCCCUUGCAGCAUAUUGGAACAUUCCAAUCAUGACAGGACUUGGCGAUGGCGGGCAGUUCAAGAAUAAAACUAUUUACAAGACACUGACGCGACUUGCUUAUUGCCAAUGUCGACUGCGGAAAGUGUUCGGAAGUGUUUUCGAGUAUUUUCACUGGAAGGAUAUUUCGAUCAUUUAUGAUACUGGUAACGUCCACACGGAUGUGCUCGGCACUACCUUGAAAUUUGGGCUGGAACGAGGAAAUUACACCCCGUUCAUGGUCUCCUACAACGGUAACUUGCAGACCAGAUGGCACGAAUAUCUCAAAUCUGCAUCACACAGAUCCCGAGUUAUUCUGCUGAUCGUCCCGGGCGAUUCAAAGCGCGAACUACUGCUUGAGGCUUACAACAUGGGCUUCAUCAAUGGUGAAUACGUGUUCAUGGAUGUGGAUUUAUUCUACUUCCCUUCCUAUUUCGGCGACCACCACUGGAAGCGAAACGAUGAACGCGAUGGCAUCGCCAAACUGGCAUACGAGGCUCUUCUUCGGGUGUCCUUGCACGUGUCCGCCGGAUAUGAGUGGUUCCAGUUUGAGAAAGAGAUCAAGCGGCUCUCUAGCAACCAAUACAAUUUCACGUUCGGCAAUGAAACGGCUAAUUUUUUUAUGGGCGCAUUCCAUGAUUCGAUGCUUCUCUACGGAAUGGCUUUAAAUGAAACUCUCAUGAAUGGUGGAGACCCAGGGGACGGAUAUGCCAUAUCAAGACGAAUGUGGAACCGAACCUUUCAGGAACAUAUUCCGAGUUACGUCAUCGCUUUACUCAUCAUCUGUUUCAUUGGUCUUCUUGGAAUGAUCAUUGGUUUUUUCAUCAACAGACGCAUUCAAGAGAAAAAGAACAUGAAAGCCAUGGCUUGGAGAAUUGAUAUUAAUGAUGUAAAAUUCAACGCAGAUAAACGGCGUAGCAACGUAGAUUUUUCUACGAGUCUGGUCAGUUUUCAGUCCUCAAAAUCAAAAAUUUUAUCCCUGAUGUCCGACUGCCAGGUGUUCAUAGAGACAGCUAAAUACAAGGGAGUUAUCGUUGCCGUGAAAAAAUUUGCCAGGCCGAAUGUUAUGUUGACCAAGGAUUUGAUAAGAGAACUAAACGAGGUACGCUGUGCCUAUCAUCCGAAUUUAACACGUUUCAUCGGAGCGGCCAUUGAACCGGAAGGCGUAUUCAUAUUGAACGAAUAUUGCAACAAGGGUAGUUUACAGGACAUAUUCGCCAAUGACACUGUAACUAUUGAUGAAGAUUUAAGAAUUUCAUUCAUCAAAGAUUUAGUUCAGAGCUUUUAUGGCGAGCCCCAGAGCAUCUUCGCGUGUUCCCGAUAUUCCGUGAAAGAAAUAAUCUAUAAGGUUCGAGCCGGAGAAAAUCCACCAUUCCGACCGGAAAUAUAUCAUCAAGAUGAGUUCCUCUGUGCAUUGGCCAAAAAGUGUUGGUCAGAGAACCCGGAUGAGAGGCCGGAUUUUCAAUACAUUCUGAAAACGAUCAAAUCAAAAAACAAGGGCAAAGACAAGAAUAUAAUGGAGACAUUGUUGGACCGAAUGGAAAUGUAUGCAGCCAAAUUGGAAUCUCUGGUUGAAGAACGAACUGAGCAAUUGGAAAUCGAAAAGAAAAAGUUGGAAACACUCCUGGAUCAGAUAUUACCCAGGUAUAUUCUUAAAGACAAAAUCUAUGACUUGCUGUCCAUAUCUAUCUAUCUAUCUAUCUAUCUAUCUAUCUAUCUAUCUAUCUAUCUAUCCCAGUCUGUUCAUAUCUAUCUAUCUAUCUAUCUAUCUAUCUAUCUAUCUAUCUAUCUAUCUAUCACUUCAAACGCUAUUUUAGUGGAUAACCAUAUCAACAUAGUUCAAUAUCUAUCUAUCUAUCUAUCUAUCUAUCUAUAUAAUAUACUCUAUCUAAAAAUCUUCACCCCCCACACAUAUCUAUCUAUCUAUCUAUCUAUCUAUCUAUCUAUCUAUCUAUCUAUAAGACAUCGACGCACAAUGUUGCAUAGACAAGCACUCAUUCUGAAUAAAUUCACGAGCCACUUUUCAAUUAUUCACGAAAGCUUAUGCGAGGAGUUCUACAAUUACAUCUAUCUAUCUAUCUAUCUAUCUAUCUAUCUAUCUAUCUAUCUAUCUAUCUAUCUAUCUAUCCCAAUCUGUUCUUAUCUAUCUAUCUAUCUAUCUAUCUAUCUAUCUAUCUAUCUAUCUAUCUAUCUAUCUAUCUAUCCCAGUCUGUUCAUAUCUAUCUAUCUAUCUAUCUAUCUAUAG
This is a messenger RNA of Acanthosepion pharaonis, 2442 nucleotides long. Lineage: Eukaryota; Metazoa; Mollusca; Cephalopoda; Sepiida; Sepiidae. The record is from the annotation of a GenBank genome assembly.